Messenger RNA from Halteromyces radiatus, 1578 nucleotides. Its product is annotated as stearoyl-CoA desaturase. Gene Ontology annotation, molecular function: stearoyl-CoA 9-desaturase activity; iron ion binding. Bases 14 to 1402 code for a protein of 462 amino acids. The transcript is spliced from 3 exons. Gene Ontology annotation, biological process: unsaturated fatty acid biosynthetic process. The record is from RefSeq and is a predicted model, not a curated record. Gene Ontology annotation, cellular component: endoplasmic reticulum membrane. NCBI's taxonomy places the organism in Eukaryota, Fungi, Mucoromycota, Mucoromycetes, Mucorales, Cunninghamellaceae.
CAAAAUCAUCAUUAUGGUAACAAGUACAACAACCAUCACGAAUAAAGAAUCAAUAAAAUGGACAAAAUAUAUUGGAUGUCAAGAUGAUGAUAUUGUUUAUGCUUAUACAAAAACGGAAGCACGUAAAUCACCACGACCAGUUUGUGAAAUGCCGCCUUUAUUUGAUGAACCUACCACUCUAAUGAAUUUUCAUCUUCAUAUUCAUUGGUUACAAUCCCUUUUAUUAAUCUCUACUCCUUUGAUUGGUCUAUAUGGCGCAUGGACAACCCCUCUCUAUAGCAAGACAUUAUACUGGGCAUUGAUUUAUUAUUUUAUAACUGGACUCGGUAUCACUGGAGGUUAUCAUCGUUUAUGGGCUCAUCGAUCUUAUCGUGCACCGAUGAUCUCUCAAAUCUUAUUUUGUUUGGCAGGCAGUGGGGCUGUGGAGGGAUCCAUCCAAUGGUGGUCACGGGGUCAUCGUGCUCAUCAUCGUUGGACAGAUACUGAUAAAGAUCCUUAUGCAGCUACUCGUGGUUUCUUUUUUUCUCAUAUUGGUUGGAUGCUUGUCAAGCGACCCAAAUCUCGUAUUGGUUAUGCUGAUGUUGCGGAUUUAAAAAAGGACAAGUUGAUUCAAUUUCAACAUGCUUAUUAUCCUUGGUUUGCUUUGUUUAUGGGCUUUCUCUUUCCAUGUUUGGUGGCUGGAUUAUUUUGGGAUGAUUACAAGGGUGGAUUCAUCUAUGCUGGAGUAUGUCGAUUAGUUUUUGUACAUCACGCAACGUUUUGUGUUAACAGUUUGGCUCAUUAUAUUGGAGAAACAACAUAUGAUGAUUAUCAUACACCGAAAGAUCAUUGGUUGACAGCCCUUGUGACCUGUGGUGAAGGUUAUCAUAACUUCCAUCAUGAAUUCCCUCAAGAUUAUCGCAAUGCUAUUGUUUGGUAUCAAUAUGAUCCAACGAAACUAUUGAUAAAAAUUCUUUCUUUGAUUGGUUUGGCUUAUGAUCUCAAAAAAUUCCCCACCAAUGAAAUCAUCAAAGGAAAACUACAAAUGGAAGAAAAACGAUUGCUCAAUAAGAAGAAAAAGUUAUGUUAUGGCAAGCCUAUCGAAGAAUUACCAAUCUAUACUUGGGAAGAAUUUCAAAAUCAAGUGCAAGUUAAUGACAAGAAAUGGAUUCUAAUUGAAGGUAUAUUGUAUGAUGUUGAAAAUUUUGAUCAUCCUGGAGGUUGUAAAUAUCUUUGGUCUGGUAUUGGAAAAGAUAUGACUACUACAUUCAAUGGAGCCAUUUAUAAUCACUCUAAUGGAGCUCGACAUUUAUUAACUUCGAUGCGUAUUGGUGUACUAAAGAAUGGUAUGGAAUUAAUGCGCGAUAGACCCGAUGUCAUCUGUUAUGAUAGCAAUAUGGAAAUCAAUCGAAAAUCAAAGUAAAUCAAAUAAAUUAUUAUUAUUAUUAUUAUUGUAUAUUCUUCACAUGAUCCUAGUAACCCUCAUUCAUAAUGAACAAAAGGAACCCUUUGGCGGCCAAUGAAUAAUAAAGUUCACAGGGACUGGAUCAUUUCAAUUUUAUAAAAAAAAAGUAUAACUUUCUCCCCUUUUUUCUUUUU